GUUCAAUAACCAGUGAUUUGUCAUGGUGACCCACAGAGGGCGUCGAAUCGCUUCAAUCAAAACGUUCCAUAACGAAAUUUACGACACCAAUACAAAUAAUCGACCAAUUUCAGUGCUUUAAAGCGUUUUUUCAGACGCGCAAUCACUGGAUCACUAAUUUCAGACGGAAUUUCCGGUGAUGUGUCAAUGUUUACUUAUCCAAUAUUUGCUCUAACCACUUGAAAAAUGUCGGCACAUGUUGUUUGUGUCACCUCGGGGGGUGGUUUGCCCAUAUUUUCCAGGAAGAAAGGGAAUACUGACAGUUUACCCUUUUCAACAAUUGGAUCAUUGAAUGGAGUCCACAUGUUUGGAAAAUCGCAAAAAAUUACUCUUCAAAAUACAAUCACUGAAGACUACUCCUUAGCAUGGAAGGAAUAUCACGAAUGCUUAGUUUUGAUUGGGAUAUCAAGUGGUUGCACUAUUGAGAUCCUCACGAAGACUCUCGACUCGAUUUUCAAUGCAAUUGUGUUAAUUGUCGGAAUCGAAGAGAUCAAAUCUCAAAGAAAUAUCGAACGGUUUAAAAGAGAAUUGCGGAUAUGUUAUCCUUUGAUCGAUCGAUUGCUGGAUUCUUUAGAUUGUGGCGAUUCCUCCAGUAGACACUCCUCGGAUUUAAUAGGAAUGGUGGAAACAAUUUUGUGUCCUGAAAACCACUUGAUUCAGAUCGUUCUUGACUCGUUUACCGAAUGCGUCGAUUCCUUAUUUAGUUGCGUCCUUAUUCAUGGCAAAAUUGCAGCUGCGACCAAUAGCUGGUGGUCGCUCCACUCUGAAGAAAUCAAACUUUUAGCAAUUUUGGCCCAAAGUGAGAACACGUCAAGUUCUAAAGACAUUCCAGUUUUUCUGCCGUACAAAAGUCCAACAGUGGCUUUUCGUUUCGUUUGCUGUACUUUAAUUCCAGACAUCCAACUGUGUUGUCUCUGCGGUCCCACCCCCGUUCUCUCGGAAGUGGAAUUUUCCGCGACUAAUUGUUUCAAGAAUUCCGCAGAUAUUUUAAGUUCCGCCAUACAAUGCCAUCCGCGAAACUUCCACUCGACUUGUCACAUCGACGGCGGAAUUUUAGGUUUACUAUUGGUAAAUACAACUUACGGCAAAUAUAUGAUCACGAGAAAUCCACAUCAGAAUAGCAAUAAAAAGAACGCGAGCAGCUCGCAUCGCCUGGAUAUUUUACGAACGUUUUUCUAUCAAUCGGUUUUAACGUUCCUUGUGCCCAACGAAGACUCGAAUGAAGAUGGAAGCAAUUCGGAAAUUUCCAAUAAAAGCGAUGUAAAUAUAGGGUUUGAAACCUACUGGUGCUCGGAGUACCAUAAAUGCUUCGCAAUGAAAAUCGGGGAUAAUAUUUUGGCCGUUUUAUUUAACUCGUCGAUACCGACAUUCGCAAUGCGAUUGAUUACAGAGAAAACACUCAAGAAUUUGGUCUCAGAUAAACAAAUAUGCUGGUGAUCGUUUAUUUAAUAUAUUUUUUGCAAAAGUCAGUCUUUCAAUUCCUGAGGUACGGGUGGAGGUGUUGGGGGUGUUUUAUUGUCUUUCACUUUGCCACUGUAACUUCCGAAAAGCCAGAUUGUGUACGAACGAGCACUUCCGUAAAAUCGCCGGUUUUCAAAAUGAGCCGUCUGUAUAAACCUGAACAGAAUUAAAGUCACAAUCUGAAAAAACAAUCAUUUUAUGCAAGUUUGAUAAUCCUGACUCCGACAUACCUCGAGGAUAAUAUAGAGACACAAAUUACCCACAAUAAUCCAACCAACU
Molecule: messenger RNA, 1779 nt
Organism: Tribolium madens (black flour beetle)
Lineage: Eukaryota; Metazoa; Arthropoda; Insecta; Coleoptera; Tenebrionidae
Gene: fy
Product: protein fuzzy homolog
Exons: 6
Coding region: 226-1476 (416 amino acids)
Biological process (GO): vesicle-mediated transport; non-motile cilium assembly
Source: RefSeq, a predicted model, not a curated record